Molecule: messenger RNA, 2616 nt
Organism: Carya illinoinensis
Lineage: Eukaryota; Viridiplantae; Streptophyta; Magnoliopsida; Fagales; Juglandaceae
Product: asparagine--tRNA ligase, cytoplasmic 2-like
Exons: 8
Coding region: 297-2132 (611 amino acids)
Biological process (GO): asparaginyl-tRNA aminoacylation
Cellular component (GO): mitochondrion
Molecular function (GO): asparagine-tRNA ligase activity; ATP binding
Source: RefSeq, a predicted model, not a curated record
GGGAGUUGGAACAGUCUGCCGCGAAUGCCCAACCUUCGAAGAAUACCAAACCAAUCUUUGCCUUCCACCAAUCUCUCCGUCUCUCUUCCUCCUACGUUGUCGAAAUCAAAACUGGGAAACUAUCCCUUUCCUUCUCCCUCGAUCUCUCCCUCCUCGGCAUCAUUGCCCAAGCAAAGCAUCCAGCCUCUCCUCUAUAUCACCAUCAACCAUGUCUCAUCCAACACACAAACCUCAGCUCCCGAAACCUCCCGACCGUAUUCUUCUGCUUCUUUGUUUUUCUCUCUUUACACCUCAGAAUGACCACGGAACAACCGGGGAAUCCCAUGCCGGUGGGGGUGACUCGUUCGAAGUACUCGAACCGGGUGGUCUUGAAAACUAUAUUGGAACGUAGUGAUAGCGGACUGGAACUGGUUGGUGUGAGAGUUGUGAUAGGAGGGUGGGUGAAGGCUUCCAAGGAGGUCACGAAGGAGCCUUUGCCGCCGCCGCCUCCGCCUCCGCCACCUCCACCGCCACCGCCGCCGCCGCCGAAAAAAUUGAGCUGGUGGGAAAUUCUUCUGGAGCCUUUUUUACCGUCCAACCAAUCGAGUUCACCUCGCCCCACUCCCCCACCCCCACCCCCACCCCCGCCCCCGCCACCGUCCUUGAUUGCUUUCUUGCAAGUUAGUGAUGGUUCAUGUGUUGCAAGUCUUCAGGUUGUUGUAGAAGAAUCUAUAGCUCCCCUCAGCCAGCUCCUGCAUAUUGGAACCUGUAUACUGGUGGAAGGUUUAUUGGGGAAGCCAUCAGUAGAGGGAAAACAUGUAAUCGAGCUUAAAGCAGAGAAAAUUCUUUAUAUAGGGACAGUGGAACAUGACAAGUAUCCGUUAUCAAUGAAAAAGUUACCAAUUGAAAGGUUGAGGGAUUAUUCCCAGUUUCGACCUCGGACUACUACGGUGGCAUCUGUUACAAGAAUCAGUAAUGAUCUGACUAUCGCAACUCACAUAUUCUUCCGCAACCAAGGGUUCCUUCACAUGCAUGCUCCUGUUAUCACGACCACAGAUUGUGAAGGAUUCACUGAAAAAUUCCAGGUGACAACACUCAUUGACAAAGUAGAUAAAACGGAGAAGCCAAAUACCGUUAUGGGAACUGAAGGUGCUAGCCUUGAAGUCAUCAAGUCUGCUGCAAAGGAGAAAACUAUGCUAGUUGAAGAACUGAAGAGGAGUGGAAGCAAUAAGGAAGCGCUGGCUGCCGCACUUGUAGACUUAAAGAAAACAAAUGAACUAGCAUCACAGUUCGAAGCAAGAGAAAAAUCAAAACCCGAAACUUCACCAAAGGCCAUUAAAUUAAACCUUUCUGAAGAUUUCUUCUCCUGCCAAGCUUAUCUGACUGUUUCUGGUCGCCUACACCUGGAGAGCUAUGCAUGUGCCCUUGGAAAUGUUUACUCAGUUGGACCAAGAUUUCGGGCAGAUUGUGCCGGAAAUGUGGCAGAGAGGUCAGUGAUUGAGAUUGAAAUGGCAUUUUCACGGUUAGAGGAUGCCAUGAGCUGUGCAGAUGACUUUUUCAAGUUCCUCUGCAAAUGGGUUUUGGAUAAUUGUCCCGAAGAUAUGAAAUUUGUUUCAAAACGAAUUGACAAAACCUGCAUUGAUCGACUUCAGUCAUUGAUAUCCGAUAUAGUUGAAAAGAUUUCCUAUGCUGAAGCAGUAGAUGUUUUAGGAAAGGUUGAAGAUAAGAAGUUUGAAAUAGAACUUAAGUGGGGGUCUGCUCUCACACCAGAGCAUCUAAGUUAUUUGGUAGAGGAGAUCCAUAAGAAACCUGUAAUGAUAUACAAUUAUCCAAAAGAAGUUAAGCCAUUUUAUGCACGCUUGAAUGAUGAUGGAAAAACUGUUGCUGCAUUUGAUCUGGUUGUACCAAAGGCUAGAACGUUAAUUUCAGGUAGCCAAAAUGAGGAGCGUUUGGAUAUAUUAAGUUCAAGAAUAAAGGAAUUGGGGUUGCCAAGAGAGCAGUACGAGUGGUACUUAGAUCUUCGCAGGCAUGGAACAGUCGAGCACUCUGGAUUCAGUCUUGGGUUGGACCAAAUGAUUCUAUUCACCACUGGGCUGCGUGAUGCUAGAGAUGUUAUCCCUUUUCCCAGAAGCUAUGCCCGAGCCGACAACUAAUCGGGUUUUGGCGAAAACUUCACUUCAGAACUGAAGAGGCUCCGCGUCAAACUGCCCUAACAUUUAAUUCAGUGAUCUCGGAUUUAGGAAGGAUUAAUUUGUCCUCAACUUGUUUGUUUGUUUUUUUUUUUUUUACUACGUACUUAUAUAAGAUUUUAACCAAUAAAAAAAAUCCUACUUAUAAUCAUAAUCUACGUAUGUGUGUCGUAUAGUUAUUUAAAAAUAAAUAAAAUUUAUUAUUAAAAAAUUAAUUUUUUAUAUAAAUUUCAUAUUUAUUUACUUUUUUAAAUAGAACAGUAUUAUUGUGUUUCUUGGAAUGCUUUUAAGAUUGUCCCACCGCAAAGGAAAAUUCCGUAGGAUAAAAUCUUAACGAAAGAAAAAUGGUACAGUCUGUCUGAUUAUUUUCUCCCCAUCAAAUAUAUGUAGAGCUUCAAUGUUUUUAUGGUGAAAUAUCUUUGCAUUGAUGUAUCCCAAUUGGUGUACC